Vicia faba (fava bean) is the source of this 1050-nucleotide messenger RNA. The record is from the annotation of a GenBank genome assembly. NCBI's taxonomy places the organism in Eukaryota, Viridiplantae, Streptophyta, Magnoliopsida, Fabales, Fabaceae.
AUGGGUGUAGACUACUACAAAAUCUUGCAGGUUGAUAAGAACGCAAAAGACGAAGAAUUGAAGAAGGCUUACAGAAAACUUGCCAUGAAAUGGCACCCUGAUAAAAACCCAACCAACAAGAAAGAUGCAGAAGCUAAGUUCAAGCAAAUUUCUGAAGCUUAUGAGGUACUUAGUGAUCCUGAAAAGAGAGCAAUCUAUGAUCAAUAUGGGGAAGAGGGUUUGAAGGGUCAAGUUCCUCCUCCUGAUGCUGGUAGUGGUGGUGGAACUAGUUUCUAUUCCACAGGAGAUAUCCCUGGAUCGUUUCGGUUUAAUCCGAGGAAUGCAGAUGAUAUUUUUGCUGAGUUUUUUGGAUUCUCAAGCCCAUUUGGUGGCAUGGGUGGAAGAAGUGGUGGGGGCGGCGGCGGCAUGAGAUCUAGGUUCCCUGCUGGAAUGUUUGGUGAUGAUUUGUUUGGAUCUUUUGGGGAAGGAGGAGGAAUGCAUAUGAAUCAAGGUGUAUCUCGUAAAGCUCCUGCUAUUGAGAACAAGUUGAGUUGCACUCUUGAGGAGAUAUAUAAAGGAACUACAAAGAAGAUGAAGAUCUCUAGAGAAAUAGCUGAUGCCAGUGGCAAAACCAUGCCAGUGGAAGAGAUAUUGACCAUAACUGUGAAGCCAGGUUGGAAGAAAGGCACAAAGAUUACCUUCCCAGAAAAGGGCAACGAACAGCCGAAUGUAACCACUGCAGAUCUUGUUUUUGUGAUUGAUGAAAGGCCACACAGCGUGUUCAAUCGCGAAGGAAACGACCUGGUUGUGACUCAAAAGAUAUCUCUUGUGGAGGCCUUAACUGGUUAUACAGUGCACCUCACUACACUGGAUGGUAGAAACUUAAGCAUACCAAUCAACAAUGUCAUUCAUCCUAAGUAUGAGGAGGUUGUUCCAAAAGAAGGGAUGCCACUCCCUAAGGAUCCAUCAAAGAAGGGGAAUUUGAGGAUAAAGUUUAACAUCAAGUUCCCUAAUAGGCUCACUGAUGAACAGAAAGCAGGAGUUAGAAAACUCUUGGGUGCCUCACUCUGA